AUGGCUGCUGCCGCGGAGGCUGGCGUCGCCGGUAGCAGCAAACCUGGAAGUAGCAGCGUUGCGGAACCCCCGAAUCUCGCCGGAAAAACCGGGCGGUCGGAGCGCGAUCGCGAUCGCGUGUACGACAUUCCCUGGGUGGAGAAGUACCGGCCACAGCGAGUGGAGGACAUAGUGGGCAAUGAAGACGCGGGCCCUCCUGGGACAGGGAAAACCACUAGCGUCCUGGCCUUAGCACAUGCACUGCUGGGUCCCAGCUACCGCGAUGCAGUGUUGGAGCUGAACGCGUCUGACGAUCGGGGCAUCGAUGUGGUUCGCAACAAGAUCAAGAUGUUCGCCCAGAAGAAAGUCACCCUGCCGCCCGGGCGGCACAAGAUCAUCCUAUUGGACGAGGCGGACAGCAUGACAGCAGGGGCGCAGCAGGCGUUGAGAAGAACAAUGGAAAUCUACUCCUCUACCACCAGAUUCGCCCUGGCAUGCAACGUGUCUUCCAAGAUCAUCGAACCCAUUCAGAGCCGCUGCGCCGUCGUGCGAUUCUCCCGGUUGACUGAUGCUCAAGUGCUGGCGAGGCUCAUGCUGGUGGUUCAAGAGGAAAAGGUGGCGUACGUUCCAGAGGGGUUGGAAGCGAUUGUGUUCACAGCAGAUGGGGACAUGAGGCAGGGACUGAACAACCUGCAGGCCACUGCCACUGGCUUCGGUCUGGUGAACGCUGAUAAUGUCUUCAGGGUGUGCGACCAGCCGCACCCACUGAAGGUGGCAGCAACAGUCAAAGCCAGUCUAUCGGGUAACAUUGACACUGCAUGCGAGGGCAUUCGGGACCUCUUUGCUCUGGGCUACGCUGCGUCUGACAUCAUCACGACUCUCUUCAGAAUAGUCAAGAACUACGACAUGCCCGAGUUCUUAAAACUUGAGUUCAUCAGGGCGCCUCAAAAAGUGGAGGCUUUCCUUUGCCGGUCUCUGGGCUAUGGUGCUUCUGACAUCAAGUCAAAAGCAGCUGAUGCUCCUGCGGCUCCGGCCAACGCGACCGCUUCUGCUAAGGCGGCUGCCGCGCCUGCUAACGCGACUAAAUCUGGAAAUGCUACAAAAGUCGCUAACAGCGCGCAUGGAGUGGCUACGGCGAGGCUGAGCAAGGGCGCGGGCGAAGGAAAGAACUCCACAUGCGCCUACUACGGAAACUACAACGCCAACCCUUACUUCGGCAAGGGACUCACCGCGAAGAUUCCUGACGCGCUCUUCAGCAAGCGAUGCGGCGCGUGCUUCAAGGUGAUCUGCAGCAACGACACGAAGCGCUGCCGCAGCGGCAAGGCCACCGUCACCGUCCGCGUCGUCGGCGCCACCAAGACGGAGGGGAAGCAGAUUUCGCUCUCCGCCGUCUCAUGGGCGAAAAUCGUGCAGGGUUCGGAAACUGCCCCUGUGAACAUCACGUACAAGCGCACCAACUGCGUUUCCACCGCCGGAUCGGCGGUGCGCGUGCGCAGCAACUCCACCGCGGAGCAUUUUAACAUUCAGAUGGUCGGCCUUGCCGGGCCCGGCACGCUUACCGAGGUAGAGCUUAGCGCGGACGGCAAAAAGUGGGUGAAGCUGACCCGCGACGGAAACAAGGCGAUUUGGGGGAUCAAGGGCAAGGAGGCGAAGGCGGUUGUGGGCGCGAAGAAGGCUAUGAGCGUUCGCCUCACUGCGGGACACACCAGGGAGAAGAUCACCCUCGCGAAUGUCAUUCCCACCGCCUGGAAGCCUCAAACGCUCUACUCGUCCAAGACCAACUUCAAGAAACUCAUGGCUGAGGCCAAGUAG
Molecule: messenger RNA, 1791 nt
Organism: Closterium sp. NIES-65
Lineage: Eukaryota; Viridiplantae; Streptophyta; Zygnematophyceae; Desmidiales; Closteriaceae
Source: the annotation of a GenBank genome assembly